AUGCAGGCAUACCGUAAGCUCGCAAAGAAGCUUCAUCCUGAUGUUGCUCCUGGCAAGGAGAAAGAGUUUAUGGAGAUCGCCAAGGCCCAUGAGGUAUUAAGUGACCCUGAACAAAGAAAGAAGUAUGAUACAUUUGGGGAAGAAGGUGUUGCUGCAUUCUCUGGUGCACAAGGAGCAGAAGGAGGCUUCCCUUUUAGUGAAUUCGUGAAUCUAUUUGCUGGUGGUGGUGGUUUCGGUGGUGGAGGAGGUGGGGGCCCCCAGGGGGGCCCCUCCCGCAUGCGUUUUGAAUUUAGUGGUGAGGUACCUGAGUACCUAAAGGGUUUUGGGGUUUGGAGGGGGGGGAUGGUCGAUUUAGAGUUUGCUGCUGUAAAUUGUCGUAGUCAUCGGCAAAUACCUUUAUGUCGUAAAGGAAAAAGAUAUCCAACUGUCUUCUUCUUUGGGGAGGAUAAAGAGGCAGAACCUAUUGUAUACACAGGGAAAAGGAAGUUUGAGGAUAUUCUUGCAUUUAUAAGUGUUAUUAUUUGCACGAAAGAAGCCAGCCCCCCCUGA
Molecule: messenger RNA, 549 nt
Organism: Eimeria maxima
Lineage: Eukaryota; Apicomplexa; Conoidasida; Eucoccidiorida; Eimeriidae
Exons: 8
Coding region: 1-549 (182 amino acids)
Biological process (GO): protein refolding
Cellular component (GO): cytoplasm
Source: RefSeq, a predicted model, not a curated record